AUGCAGCUCUCCAACAUCGUCCUCCUCGUCGUUGCUGCCUGCAGCUCGACCGUCCUCGCCGGCCCGGCGCCCUUCGACAUCACAAAGAGGGCCGACAGAGCCCAGGCCACGGCUCUCAACAUCGUGCCGCGCGAUGUCACGAUCACUUGCAGCGGCUACGCCGUGCCGCUGUCUAGCUAUCCCUCGGAGUGCUCUGCCAACGACAACAAGUGUGCUUGCUCCCACGAUAUGAACCCUCCGACUGCGUCGUUGCCUCCGGUUGGGAAGUAG
Neohortaea acidophila is the source of this 270-nucleotide messenger RNA. RefSeq lists its product as uncharacterized. The record is from RefSeq and is a predicted model, not a curated record. The transcript has 2 exons. Bases 1 to 270 code for a protein of 89 amino acids. NCBI's taxonomy places the organism in Eukaryota, Fungi, Ascomycota, Dothideomycetes, Mycosphaerellales, Teratosphaeriaceae.